AUGGCGCCCCCUGAUGGAGGGUGGGGCUGGGUGGUUGUUGGUUGCUGCUUCAUGGUGACGGUGUGCACACGAGCGGUGACCAGGUGCGUGGCCAUCUUCUUUGUGGAGUUUCAGGCUCACUUUGAGGCGGACUACGCGUCCACGGCGUGGAUCCACAGCUUGGUGGACUGCAGCACCAUGCUGUGCGCUCCAAUAGGCAGCCUGGUGGCCAACCGGUGGUCGUCCAGGGUGGCCGUCAUGAUGGGUGGACUCCUGUCGUCGUGCGGCCUCCUCGUCAGCUCCUUCGCUUCCUGUUUGGAGCACCUUUACUUCAGCAUGGGCGUUCUCACAGGUCUUGGCUUUGCGUUGUGCUACACGCCGGCCAUCGGCAUGGUUGGCUGUUACUUCCGCCGCAGGAAGGCGUUGGCGUAUGGCCUCGCCAUGUCGGGCAGCGGAAUUGGAACCUUCGUGUUGGCGCCGGCGGUGCAGCUGCUCAUUGAACUCUACACGUGGAGGGGGGCGCUGCUUGUGCUCAGCGCCGUGGUCGCCAAUCUGUGCGUCUGCGGGGCGCUGCUUCGGCCAAUCACGACACAGCAAAAUAAGGGGGCGGAGCUACAUGGUGAGAAAAUGGGAGGUAACACCGAACUGCCGAAGGAUAUGGAGGGCAACCUUCUGGCCGCCACUCAGCUGAAAGGGAGGCGGGUCUUCAGGUGCCACUUCCUGUCCGUGCAGGGUUACGCCUUCCUGCUGCUGCCAGAAUUCGCAGUCCUUGCGGUGUCCUUCGUCUUCCUGGCAAGCGGCUGCAGUUUGCCUUUUGUUUAUACGGUGCCCUACGCCCUCAGUGUGGGCGUGGCACACCAGCACGCCGCCUUCCUCAUGUCCAUCCUGGGCGUCCUCGACAUCGUAGGAAACAUCACGUUUGGGUGGCUGACAGACAGGAAGUGUCUGAAACGACGACGAGUGUUGUGCUACGUCUUCUCGGUCGCCAUGGAGGGUCUUUGCUGUCUGGCGGCGCCACUUCUUCGCUCCUUUCCGCUCCUUGUGCCCUUCGCCGCCCUCUACGGCUACUUCGACGGCGCCUAUGUGGCGCUGAUUCCCGUGGUCACGUCCGAUGCAGUGGGAGCCACGUACUUGUCCUCGGCUCUGGGCGUGGUCUACUUCCUGCACGCCAUCCCUUAUCUCCUCAGCCCGCCCAUCGGAGGUUGGCUCGUUGACAUCACAGGAAGUUACACAGCCACCUUCCUUCUCAGUGGCGCCGCCCUGCUGGCCAGCGCGCUCAUCCUCGCGACCGGCACGUGGGUACGCUGCCACAAGGUCGCCGUUGACGAGGGCUUCCACCACCAGAGCGGCCAAUCGGAAUGCUUGCAGGACUCCCAUCGGGAAAUGCUGCCGCAACGCAGCUGGGACAAUGACUCUCCGAACGACUCCUUCGACUCCUUUCGCCGACAGCAACAACACAAGUGA
This is a messenger RNA of Doryrhamphus excisus (bluestripe pipefish), 1443 nucleotides long. The record is from RefSeq and is a predicted model, not a curated record. Lineage: Eukaryota; Metazoa; Chordata; Actinopteri; Syngnathiformes; Syngnathidae.